UGUGUUGUUGCGGAAGUGCAGUGGAACGCGGUUUGACAGCUGCAUUCAUUUAUCAGAGCAUCAGCAUUUUAUCCAUAUAUUAACCAUUAAUAACGAUCUAUGGCAGCUCUUAAGUACGCUGGCAUGGACGAUACAGAUAGUGAAGAUGAGUUACCACCUGGGUGGGAAGAGAGAUCUACGAAAGAUGGUUGGGUCUACUAUGCAAACCACGAAGAGAUGAAGACACAGUGGGAUCAUCCCAAGACAGGAAAGAAAAAACGUUGUGCUGGAGCUCUUCCUUAUGGUUGGGAGCAGGAGAUGGAUGAAAAAGGACAGACAGUUUAUGUUGAUCACAUUAACAAGCGAACCACAUAUUUUGACCCGCGACAAGCAUUCACGGUGGAGGAUGUGGUGGUGAAGCCGAAGCGCUACGAUGGAAACACUGCUGCCUUGGAGAUUUUGCAGGGUCGCAACUUUUCUGACAAGGUUAUUCUUAUUACUGGAGGAAACUCUGGCAUUGGCUUUGAGACAGCCAGGUCUUUUGCUCUUCACGGGGCCCAUGUGAUCCUGGUGUGUCGAAAUCUGUCCCGGGCCAGCAAGGCUGUCAGCCUCAUACAGCAGGAGUGGCAUAAAGCAAGAGUAGAGGCCAUGAUGUGCAACCUGGCUUCUCUCCGCAGCGUCAGGGAGUUUGCAGAGUCUUUUAAGACCAAGAAACUGCCCUUGCACAUUCUGGUGUGUAAUGCAGCGGUGUGCACCCAGCCCUGGGCCCUGACGGAAGACGGCCUGGAGUCCACCUUUCAGAUCUGCCAUCUUGGUCACUUCCUCCUCGUGCAGUGCCUGCAGGAUGUCCUACGACGUUCAGCCCCUGCCCGGGUUGUGGUGGUUUCCUCAGAGUCCCACAGGUUCACAGACCUGUUAGACUCUUGUGGGAAGGUGGACUUGGCCUUGUUGUCUCCACCAAAGAAGGACUACUGGUCCAUGCUGGCUUAUAACCGCGCCAAGCUCUGCAACAUCCUCUUCAGCAACGAGCUCCACCGGCGCCUUUCCCCUCAUGGUGUGACCUCCAACGCACUGCAUCCUGGGAACAUGAUGUAUACUUCCAUUCACAGGAGCUGGUGGCUGAUGACCUUUCUCUUUACACUUGCUAGACCUUUCACCAAGUCUAUGCAACAAGGUGCGGCCACCACAGUGUACUGUGCAGUUGCUCCAGAGCUGGAGGGGUUAGGUGGCAUGUACUUCAACAACUGCUUCCGCUGCCAGCCAUCCAUCCAGGCCCAGGAUCAGAGCAGCGCUGCCAGCCUGUGGGAGCUGAGUGAGCGCCUGGUUGCAGAGAGGUCAGUUGGGAUACAGGCCCUCUAAUGGACAGAAGACGAGGUGAAAGGGGGGGAGAGGGCAAGCCAAACAGGAAUCAAAGAGGAAGCAGCUGAUGUUGAUUUUGGAAUGAACUGAAUAAAAGAUUCUGACUGCACUAUACAAAAGCUGCCAAGCCACAGAAGUCCAUCUGGAUAUUUAACAUCACUACAGGACUAAAACACACUACAUAUACAGCACAGGAGGGGGUUUUAUUUACAAUCUAUUGUAUAAGAGAAAGUUUUAGUUGGGUUCAGCUCUGCUGUGGUAGUUUACAGUGGAAAAUAGGGGAAGGAGGAAGAUUUGUUCUUUUUUUCUGUAGCCUUUCUAACUUCUAAUCUUACAAAAAUAGAAAAAAACACACCUGUUUUAAUGACAAUACUGAAUUACUUGUAAGCAUACACUAUAGCAUAUGCAUCAGAUUCCAGUAAAAGUGAUAUUGUUUAGCUCCAUGAAGACUUUCCUAUUGAAAUAUAGAGCAGGGUUAAUUAUCAUUGUACUAAACCAUUUUGAGAUAACAAAAGAAAAAAAUCAAACAAAAAAAAAAAAAGAAAUGGUCAUGUGAUUCAUGGAUAUAGAGGUAUGAUUCUUAUGGCUAUGUACAUUAUUCUACAAUAAUUUUAUUUCUUAUUCAUGUCCCUGUUUGUCAUCUGUACAAUAUUUACAACCUCCUGAUUUUUAAGGGUGUGCUAAAGGGGUGUGGACAUCAUCAUUUUUCUGUUUGCUCUUUUACUCAAACUAAAAUAUUGAAUAAUCUGCACUCUGGUAAGACUUAAUUACAAUUUGGAGAUAUUUAUGGGAUGAUUUUAAUAGAGGUUGUGGCAAGUGUUAUUUACAGAGUCCAGGAUCUUUCAUGUAUGUGUUUUUUCCCUCGUCGUACAACCCGAAUGGGUGAUUCCAGUCUCUGAUUUUCAUUUUUCUUCUUUUAAAAUCUGUGUUAGUCUUCAACUCUGGGUCUGGGUUUCCUGUGGAUUGUUUGUCCUGAAGCUGUUGGAAGGGUGGGGCGCUUUUGAGACAUUGUGCUUUAUGGCAGUCCGGGUGCCGUAGGUUGUUGAAGAAACAGCGUUCCAGUGUGAUGAUAUCUGUAAGAAAAAUAAAAGGAAGAAGACUGAGAAAAUUCAAUAAAAACUGUGUUUCAUA
Molecule: messenger RNA, 2469 nt
Organism: Melanotaenia boesemani (Boeseman's rainbowfish)
Lineage: Eukaryota; Metazoa; Chordata; Actinopteri; Atheriniformes; Melanotaeniidae
Gene: wwox
Product: WW domain containing oxidoreductase
Exons: 9
Coding region: 100-1338 (412 amino acids)
Molecular function (GO): protein binding
Source: RefSeq, a predicted model, not a curated record